Molecule: messenger RNA, 8232 nt
Organism: Anoplopoma fimbria (sablefish)
Lineage: Eukaryota; Metazoa; Chordata; Actinopteri; Perciformes; Anoplopomatidae
Gene: madd
Product: MAP-kinase activating death domain
Exons: 35
Coding region: 405-5369 (1654 amino acids)
Biological process (GO): regulation of Rab protein signal transduction; regulation of apoptotic process
Cellular component (GO): cytosol
Molecular function (GO): guanyl-nucleotide exchange factor activity
Source: RefSeq, a predicted model, not a curated record
CUCUGUCAUGCGGAACUCGCUCUGGAGAGGAUGUUGUGAGACUGAAGCAGCAUCCCGUUAGAGGAGAACGCCUCCUCACGUUCCUCACGUUCCUCCUGUGAUGAGACAGACGGACUCCUCCUCUUCUCUCUCCUCCUCUUCUCUCCUCCUCUUCUCUCCUCUGUGGCCGACAGUCCUCAUCCCACCGGGCCUCACCAGCAGCCCCGCAGCGACACGUUAGCUAGCGGCUAACGGCUAACGCUAGCAGCAGGUUUGACUUUUUAAUGAACCAUCACAAUGAUAGUCGAGGAGCUGCGUUUCAACUGUACACCUGAUCUCUCCCAGUUGUGAUGGGAAUGAACCACUGAUUCAAGAGGGAACAUAAAUCCUGGACGCCGUGACGAACGGGACGUGGUCGAUCCAAGAUGGAGAAAAAGAAAAUGUGCCCUCGCCUUCUGGACUACUUGGUGGUGGUCGGAGCAAGGCAACCAAGUAGUGACAGCGUGGCCCAGACGCCUCAGCUCCUCCGCCGCUACCCGCUGGAGGACCACCACGACUUCCCGCUCCCACCCGACGUGGUGUUUUUCUGCCAACCCGAGGGCUGCCUGAGCAUCCGCCAGCGACGGGUCAGCCUCCGCGACGACUCCUCCUUCGUUUUCACGCUGACGGACAAGGACUCGGGAAUCACCCGCUACGGGAUCUGCGUCAACUUCUACCGCUCUUUCCAACGAGGGCACCAUCGCGCUCGCGGAGACAAGGGCGGCCACGCGGAGACGGCGGCACAGGCGACCGAGACCGGCAGUGAUGGGUCCGACGGCAGCAGCGGCGGCGGAGGCCCCACCUCCCUGUUAUCGCCGCCUAAUAAUGCCGAGUCAGCACCUCCGCCCGCCCCUGGAGAAGAAACCGGACAGCCGGGUGCCGAGCAGAACGCCGGCAGGUCCCCACAGCACAGGCGGAAUGCAGCCAAGAUGGCCGCCAGGAACCGCAACAGCACGCUGACCUCGCUGUGCAUACUCAGCCACUACCCCUUCUUCUCCACCUUUAGGGAAUGCUUGUAUAUAUUGAAGAGGCUGGUGGACUGCUGCAGUCAGAGGCUAACUCAACGAGCCGGGCUCCCUCGCACCACCCAGAGGGACACCAUGUGGCGAGUGUUCACCGGGGCGCUGUCGGUGGAAGAGAAAGGCAGCCAGCUGCUGGCGGACCUGCGGGAGAUUGAAUCCUGGGUGUACCGGUUGCUUCGCUCACCGGUGCCGGUGGCCGGUCAGAGGCGUGUGGACGUGGAAGUCCUGCCCCAUGAACUCAAACGGCCACUCACCUUCGCCCUGCCGGACAACUCUCGCUUCUCCAUGGUCGACUUCCCCCUGCACCUGCCCUUAGAGCUGCUGGGCGUGGACGCCUGUCUUCAGGUCCUCAGCUGUGUCCUGCUAGAGCACAAGGUCAUUCUUCAGUCCAGAGAUUACAAUGCUUUGUCUAUGAGCGUCAUGGCCUUUGUUGCUAUGAUCUACCCUCUGGAGUACAUGUUCCCCGUCAUCCCCUUACUGCCAACAUGCAUGGCCUCUGCCGAGCAGCUUCUCCUUGCCCCGACUCCCUACAUCAUAGGUGUACCUGCCAGCUUCUUCCUCUACAAAGCUGAUUUCAAAAUGCCAGACGAUUUGUGGCUGGUGGACCUUGAUAGCAGCAAGGUUAUAGCACCAACCAAUGCAGAGAUUCUACCACCUCUUCCAGAGCCUGAAGCAUGUGAGCUUAAGAAACAUCUGAAACAGUGUCUGGUUAGGUUGACCGUGAUCACCCAAAAGCAGAUCUUCUCCUCUGAAAAUAAGGCCUUGGCCAGUAUGAGUUUGAACACCCAACCCAUCCUGAACCUGGAGAAGUUCCAGGAAGGUCAUGAGAUGCCUCUGCUCCCGCCUGGACGAGACAAAGCCUCGCCGUCCUCCACUGAGUUCAACCCUCUAAUUUACGGAAAUGACGUUGAUUCUGUGGAUGUAGCCACCAGGGUGGCCAUGGUUCGGUUCUUCAACUCCCCAAACGUUCUCCAGGGGUUCCAGAUGCACACUCGCACCUUGCGCCUCUUCCCCCGGCCCGUGGUGGCCUUCCAGUGCACGUCUUUUCUGGCGUCUCGGCCACGGCGCUCCUGCUUUGCAGAUAAACUGUCUCACACCCAGGCAGUGGAGUUCUAUGGAGAAUGGGCUCUGAAUCCCUCCAACCUGGCCUUUCAGAGGAUACACAACAAUGUGUUUGACCCCUCCUUAAUCGGAGACAAGCCCAAGUGGUAUGCCCACCAGUUACAGCCAGUGUCCUACCGAGUGUACGAUGGAAGCUCCCAGCUGGUGGAAGCCAUGGCUGGUCCCUUAGAGGAUGAUGGGAACGAGUCUGACCCCACAGACAGUGGCAGCGACAGCGAGGCGUACGACGACUCCAGCUCGUCCUAUUCUUCACUCGGAGACCUUGUGAGUGAGAUGAUCCAAGGUGACAUCCAGGGAGACACACCAAGCUUGGACCCGCCUACCCACGCUGCACUGGGAGACGCUAGCGAGGUUGAGUUCCAAGACCUCCACGACUUCAGGGACGGCCAGGGCUCCGACGGUCCACCGAGUGGAGACGCACCCACCGAACCCUCUGAUGGACAACCUCUACGCUCCAGCUCCAGCACAACUGCGAGCUCAAGUCCCAGCACGAUCAUCCAGGGAGUCAACCAAGAGCCAGGGGAAGCACCUGAAAUCGAGGCGUUAGCCGGUGCCGCUUUACAGAACCCAGUCUCCGGAUUGGGCGGUCCGCCGUUCCUCAGACCCCCGGUCGACGGCGGCCUGGCGGACUCCGCCAGCAAAAAGCAAGAGUACGACAACCCGUACUUUGAGCCUCAGUAUGGCUUCCCCUCAGAGGAUGACCCCGAUGCAGAGGAGCAAGUGGAGUCAUACACCCCUCGAUUCAACCAGAACCUCAAUGGCAACAAGGCACAGCGUCCUUUACGUCCCUGCAGCCUGAGGCUCCCAGGAGAGUCCGACGGGGAGGGAGACUCCCGCAACAGCUCGCCAAACUCCACCAUUUCCAACAGCAGCAAUGAUGGAUUUGGAGGACUCAUGUCGUUUGCCAGCAACCUUUACAAGAACCACGGCACCAGUUUCAGCCUGUCCAAUCUUGCUCUUCCCAACAAGGCUGCGAGGGAGAAAACGCCGUUCCCCAGUUUAAAAGGCGCUCGUGCACCUCGAGCACUUGUGGACCAGAAGUCUUCGGUAAUCAAGCACAGUCCGACGGUGAAGAGGGAGUCGCCCUCUCCUCAGGGCCGAGUCAACAACACGAGUGAGAACCAGCAGUUCUUGAAGGAGGUGGUGCAGAGCGUUCUGGACGGUCAGGGAGUCGGCUGGCUCAACAUGAAAAAAGUGCGCCGCCUGCUGGAGAACGAGCAGCUCCGCGUCUUCGUUCUGAGUAAGCUGAACCGAGCCAUCCAGUCGGAGGAAGACGCCAGACAGGAGAUCAUACGUGAUGUGGAGGUGAGCAGAAAGGUGUACAAAGGCAUGCUGGACAUCUUGAAGUGCACGGUUUCCAGUCUGGAGCACUCUUACACCAACGCAGGCCUCGGAGGGAUGGCCAGUGUCUUCAGCUUAAUGGAAAUAGCACGCACACAUUAUCAAACCAAAGACCCAGAAAAACGCAAGCGAAGCCCCACAGACAGUGCCGGCAGCCCGGGGAGUAAAGAGAGUCCUACCGGUCCCAUGGAGACCGCCAGACCUCAGGGGCUCCUGAAUGUUCCUCACCUGCAGGUGCCGCACCACGCCACGGGCAGGGGGAACCGCCAUUUUGAUACGCGGAGUCUGAACGAGGAGAACUUUAUUGCCUCGAUUGGGUCUGAUGGAGCAAAGCAGCAGCGCCCCCAGGUGACUGAUGCCGAGGAGAAGAAAUCACAGAUCAGUGCCGACAGUGGCCUCAGUGUCUCUGGAUCUCAGAAGAGCGACACAGAGUCAGUAACGAGCUCGGAGCCACCGAUCCUGACGAGAAGCACCAGCCAGGACUCAGAGGCCAGCACAGUGAUAAGCAACAGCUCUGGAGAGACUCUCGGUGCUGACAGCGACCUGAGCAGCACAGCUGGAGACGGACUCGGUGGGAGGAUCGGUGCUCAUUUAACUCAGUCCAGAGGGACGCUCUCUGACAGCGAGAUUGAGACCAAUCCAGCCACCAGCACUGUGUUCGGAAAGACUCACACUCUGAAACCAAGUGCAAAAGAUCACGCCCUCGCUAUGGCCAAGGGGCCGCCCGCUCAGCCCAUGGAGGACAUCAGCAUGAGGAUCUAUCUCUGUGAAGGCCUGCUGGGCCGCGAUAAGAGCUCCGUUUGGGAUCAACUAGAGGAUGCUGCCAUGGAAACCUUUUCUCUAAGUAAGGAGCGCUCCACACUGUGGGACCAGCUGCAGUUCUGGGAGGACGCCUACCUAGAUGCAGUGAUGUUGGAGCGUGAGGGCAUGGGCAUGGACCAGGGACCACAGGAGAUGAUCGAAAGAUACUUGUCACUAGGCGAUCACGACCGCAAGCGUCUGGAGGAUGAUGAGGACAGACUUCUGUCGACCUUGCUGCACAAUAUGAUCGCAUUCAUGCUAAUGAUGAAAUUGAACAAAAACGACAUCAAGAAGAAAGUGAGGCGUUUGAUGGGGAAGUCCCACAUCGGCCUCUCAUACAGCCAAGAGAUCAAUGAGACUCUGGACAAACUGACCAACAUGAACGGCCGUGAGCUGUCCAUCAGGCCCAGUGGAAGCCGUCACAUCAAGAAGCAAACAUUUGUUGUACAUGCUGGCACUGAUACCACAGGAGACAUCUUCUUCAUGGAGGUCUGUGACGACUGCAUAGUCCUGCGCAGCAACAUCGGCACCGUCUACGAGCGCUGGUGGUACGAGAAGCUCAUCAACAUGACCUACUGCCCCAAGACUAAAGUCCUGUGUCUCUGGAGACGCAACGGCCAGGAGACGCAGCUCAACAAGUUCUAUACCAAAAAGUGUCGCGAACUCUACUACUGUGUUAAAGACAGUAUGGAAAGAGCUGCAGCGAGACAGCAAAGCAUUAAACCAGGUCCGGAGCUGGGCGGAGAGUUUCCCGUCCAGGACAUGAAAACUGGUGAAGGUGGACUGCUGCAGGUCACACUGGAAGGAAUCAACCUUAAGUUCAUGCACAGCCAGGUUUUCAUAGAGCUGAGUCACAUUAAAAAGUGCAAUACAGUGAAGGGAGUCUUUGUCCUGGAGGAAUUUGUUCCUGAAACUAAAGAAGUGGUGAUCCACAAGUACAAGACCCCCAUGGCACAUCAAAUCUGUUACUCCGUCCUCUGCCUUUUCUCCUACGUGGCGGCAGUGAAGGGGAAGGAGGCGGAAGGAAAACCCAAGAUUCUGUCACCGAGACCCCUUCCUAGCUAGUCUACACCCCCCCACCCCACCCUUCUCCCCCACCUCCCCUACCACCCCCACCCGCCGUCCUCGUGCCUCUCUACUUGAAAUGGCAUCUCAGCUCUAAAAAAAAAAAAAAAACAAAAACAAAAAAACAGACUUCUGACAAUCCCUAACUCUACUCUUAAGCACACAAUUCCUGCUCCCUCCUCUUGUACAUAAAAGCCUAACACCCCUUUUUAGACCCUGUCGUGUAGACGUGUUUAGUCUGUGGUGUUUGUGUAAAUACUUCCGAACCCCUCAUCGCUGUCGAACCCAACUAGCUAAAUGUUUGCCUGCUCCUAAACGCGGGAGGAGCGACUCCCCUUUGAGCUCCUCUACUCAGUGUGAAAGUCUUCUAUUGUUCCUGCUGCCAAGAACCCAACUGUUUCUAGGAGAUGGUGAGGGAUCGCCCCCGAGGCACAGAGUGCAUGCAGGUCCCGUGCACAGCCUUGACUUCACUACAGAGUAGCUUACUCCCCCCCGCACCCCCCUCUCCCUCGUCUCCAUUUGACUGUGUGAGUUGUUCUGUGAUAUGUGGUUACUGUAAAGUUCCAGUCCGUCCAAGUUGAAAACAUCCAGAGACCCUCUUGUCGUGCAGGUCGUCCCAUGCUGAACAAUGCUACUGUAUACUGCACCGGAGCGCCGCAUGUCAACGCUUCUUCAAAGUGUUUGAACCCCAAAAUAAUGUGAGUGUUCUCAGAUGUGUUCUCUUGCCCUAGAUCGGCCCGCCGGGCUCAAUUACUGUUCUAGUUCUACUGUAAAAUUUCUCGUCUGUGGUCUGCUGUUAUCAAUUGCAUGUUACUAUGAGUAUGACAAAUAAAUAUUAUAUAUAUUUCUAUAUAUAGUAUUUAUUUAAUACAAACAUAUAUUGACUGUACAUUUCUCUGGAAAAAAAAAGUUACAAAUUGUUGAUUUGCUAGAUGUGCAAUACUUAAUAAGUAGUUAGCCAUUGCCAGAGCCAUGUUUUCUUGAGUUACCUGGCUUCCACAGGGUGAAGAAUGUAAGAAAGAAUUUUUUUUUCUAUAGUACAUAUUGAUCCAAGUGAAUAUGAUGUCAUUAGUUUGAAUGUUUUUAAAGUUUGUCUUUUUAAAAAAUGUACAUCAACAAGUCACAAGGAAAAGAAAACAGCUGCUGUCUAUGGCGCAAACUUUGGAGCUUUUUUUUUGUCUCUCAGGCCAAUUAGUGAUGUCACAAGGUGUUGGAGAUGCUGUAGCAAACGUAGAUGGUACAGAAACUUUUUACAUUUGAAUUCAGCCUAUGAGACAUUUAAAAGAGUCUUUGUCGGUCAGAAUUGUUUGUUGGGACAAAACAUUUUAAGAUCCAAGUAGUCGUUUGUUUGGCGAAUGAGAAGAAAGAGAAAAACCAAACCAACCUGGCUCAAACCGCUGUUACACCACAGGGUUUUUUUAAUUUACUACAUCAAAAUAUCCUGGAAAUUUGUUAGCAAACAAACAAAGUGGCAAAAAAAACAAGUGGCAAAAUGGCUGCAAAUCCAACUCAAAGUCUUCAAGUUUAAAAGUAGCUACAGACUGUUAGUAUCACUUUUCCCUUGUUAACAAACCACUUUAAAUAUUUAACACAACUGCAGAAGCUAAUUUAGACAGUUUGUGAAGUGUCUUCAAGGCUAGCAGCGGGAGUAACGUUAGAAAAAUAAGCAAAUGUUCCAAGGUGGGUUUAAUAUGCUAUUCAAUUUUUAAAAACAGGUUGGCAAUUUUUUUUUUUUACCCAAAUUUCCAGGUACAGGGCCACAUUUUCUGAUGGCCUUUGUUAGAAAUAUUCUGCCGUGCCUCUGUUGACCUGUACCUGGAAGUUGAAAAGAAAAUAUUGUCACAAAAUAAAUAAAAUCCAUCCAGGUUUAAGUGAAACAGAAGUAAAAUCUAAAUUUCAAAAGUCAGUGUGAACCCUCUGUACCUGGAACUGAACAAAUAUCAAAACCAACCACUUGCAGAAAGUGACAUCCAUGCCACAAUCUAUAUUAUUGAUUCAUAAUUAAAAAUACCCUGGCUCUAAGAUGAUUUAUUGAAAUCGUUUUUGUCUGACCAACAGUGCAAAAUCCAAAAGUAUUUCACAUUUGAGAAGCUGAAGCCUGUGCAAAUAAAUUAAUAACAAAUAGAGACUUGCAUGAUUAAAAAUAAUUGAGUUUCUGCUUCAAAAAAUAUAUAUAUGGUGUAACACUGGUAUGGUCAGACAUUUGCGUGAACUCCAAAAGCAGCCAAGUACGAUAAAAACACCCGUUUCAACAUCUGCCGAAAGUCUAAAAUCCUCCAAAGUCACCAGCAGCAGUUUUCCAUCCUGUGAGGUGUUGACUCCUAACAGAGCGAAACUUAAUGUUGUUUCUGUUCAGUGAUAGUAAACAACGGCUGAAUCUGGUCCGUUCACUUUCACAGUGUGUGUGUGCGUGUGUGUGUGCGUGUGUGUGUGUGUGUGUGUCCAUGUGGUGAACAGUUUCUCCAGAUCAGCAAUAUAUCGGUACAGCUAUAUCACUGGAAGAUGUUUUGUUUUUUUUGAUUCUGACAUGCUUGUAUUUUUAUUGAUUUAAACUGUGCAAAAGGAAAAUAAUCAGGAUAUUCAGAAGAUGGCGUUCCACUAAUGAACAUGUUAAAUAUAAAUAAUAUAUAAAUAAGACCAAACACGAUUUGAAGCGUCUCUAAGAUUGGUUCUGAAAGGAAACUCCUCUUUUCUGCUUGAGUUAAAGAUGUUUUUUUUAAACUGGAGUAUUACAACUCAUCUCUGUCAUUGUACUCGCCGGCUGCUGUGGAAUAAAUGAAAUUGAGAUGCCAGGUUAAAGUAUUCCAGUAUUUGAAAAAAAGUAUUUAUAGAAUAUGUACAGCUUUGGCAAUAUAAUAAAGUU